GCUAAAGUAGUAAAUAAAUUUCUUUUCCUCCCUUAAGAGGAACACCUUGCAUUGCUUUCCUGUUUAAACUUUUGGGUCGCUUGUCAGACUGUUGCGGUACCAAAAUUUGUAUGUAAAAAAUGAAAUAAAAAUAUUGAUAAUAAAUAAUACGAGACAAUUACCACGUAUUUGUACCGAGGUUGAUUGAAAUUCCUGUAUCAUAUAUGUAUAGUGCAAAGUACAUCAUCCAAAUUGAUGAAUGGGGUUUCAUGGCACGGUUACCUUCGUAUGAAAUUAACCUUCUGGCUAGACCUCAAGAACCACGUCGUUUCAUAAUGCGCGCGGGAUGGCAGGGCUGGUGGGUGGCCACGUUUAAUGGGAUCUACCAAGAACUAGUAAACAUAUUAAAUAUCACUCAAUAUGUCACUGGGACUCCAGUUCCUUUCCCUUUCCAGUCAAGUAUCCUUGAAUUGUUCCUCCUGCGAAAGUCUAAACUGCGUUUAGUUGCCUUCAGACCAGACAAAUCUCAGGACAAUACAGCGGGGAAUUCCACUCAAGGCAAUCGUUUCACGUUUGCCUGCCUGUCAGGUCAAGUGAAGAAGAGGGAAAGGGAGGUGAAGUGGGUUGGGAUUGUGUCCUUGUCAAAGAUAGUAACCGUCAUCAGCCAUGGCCAAGAAGGAAGCGCAAAGUUGAUCAUAUGUUUACUUUUUAAAGUCGGUCUUAGCAGAACUUUAAGUAAGGGUCUUUGAUAUCGCCUUUUUUUCACCCGUCAUGAGGGCAGAGACAACAACAAUCCAUCUUUCCAAUGAUGAACCCAUGUCUUUGGAGGAAACCAAUCUCAGUUUCUUUUCUUUUCUUUUCA
This is a messenger RNA of Aspergillus alliaceus, 841 nucleotides long. RefSeq lists its product as uncharacterized. The transcript has a single exon. Lineage: Eukaryota; Fungi; Ascomycota; Eurotiomycetes; Eurotiales; Aspergillaceae. Bases 204 to 728 code for a protein of 174 amino acids. The record is from RefSeq and is a predicted model, not a curated record.